Messenger RNA from Helianthus annuus (common sunflower), 1131 nucleotides. Its product is annotated as tropomyosin-like. The record is from RefSeq and is a predicted model, not a curated record. Bases 1 to 1131 code for a protein of 376 amino acids. Lineage: Eukaryota; Viridiplantae; Streptophyta; Magnoliopsida; Asterales; Asteraceae. The transcript is spliced from 3 exons.
AUGUUAUAUCGCACCUUUAUACUUGGAGAAGCCAACGCUCGUGCUGCCAACCACCAGAUAGUUCGCGAAUGGCGGACAAUGGUUAGAGAACGCGCCGACUGGGAGGGUUAUCGUGAGCGCUCGUUAAAACGCAUUGCUGAGUUUGAGAAGUCCAAGGCUGCUCUUGAUGAGGAGAGAGCCAAGUUUGAAGCCGAUAAGAAGGCCGAAGAAUGGGGCCGCGAAGGCCUGCAAAAGAAACUUCAUAAUGUUGAAGAGCAACUGGCCAAAGAGAAGGCCGAGUUUAAACGUAUUUGUGCCCAAGACAACGAGCGCGCCUACGCGGCUCGACAGAAGAUUGUUGAUCUUGAGGCUAAAGUUGCUGAUUUGACAUCGAAUCUAGAGGAGGCGCAGGGAGAGAAGGCUGCCAAGCAACAGGUGGAGGUUGAGUUGUCUGAGGCCAAGGUGCAGCUGUCUAGCAAGGACAGAGAUCUCCGCGCCAAGGACGUUGAGAUUGCGGAGCUCAAACGUCGCUUGAACGAGCAAAUCGACAGAUGUGAGUCGUUGGAGAUCGACCUGGAGGCCGAGAGGGUUAAGGCUGCUACAGCUGAGGAGGCGCGUGCUGUCAGUACUGCCGCGCUUAACGUGGCUCAAACCAACUACUCCGAGGCCCAAGGAAUCGUUGAUACGCUUGUCUCGGAGGCUGAAUGGAUGCGCACUCGUGGAGUAGCGCUUGUUGCCAACUCCAUCUUAAAUGCUGGCGAGCUUGAUCGCGCCGUUGCUGCUCUCACAGAUGCGGCGCGUGCGGUGGGUCAUCGAGGAGGUUACUUGGAAUGUGCCAGUCACGUUGAGCAGAUACUAGGGCAAGAAUUUGAUGUAAGCCAUUGCUCGGUGACUGAUCGUGCUGAUGCUGCGCUUGCACAAGCUGAAAACUCGUAUGACAACCUUAGCUUGCCUAUCAUGGAUCUGGUUGUGGAAUCUUUGAAAAAAGACGACUGGUGCCAGCGUCUUAAAGCAUUCCUCGACCCACCAGUUACCGUCGAACUAUCCGAUGAAGACCCAGCUGGUGAUGACGGUGGAGAUGGAGAUGAUGAUGGCGACGAUGACGAUGGUGAGGAUGCCGGAGAUGAUGAUGGUGAUCGACGCGAUGAAUAG